This is a messenger RNA of Fonsecaea multimorphosa CBS 102226, 654 nucleotides long. RefSeq lists its product as uncharacterized. NCBI's taxonomy places the organism in Eukaryota, Fungi, Ascomycota, Eurotiomycetes, Chaetothyriales, Herpotrichiellaceae. The transcript has 3 exons. The record is from RefSeq and is a predicted model, not a curated record. Bases 1 to 654 code for a protein of 217 amino acids.
AUGGCUACGGUCAACCUUGAUCAUACUGCCGCCACAGUCAACGAGGAGGAAGACCUGCUCAAAUUCGCUCAUGUAAUUGCCGCAGCUUUCUCAAACGACGCCCUCAACCGAUACUUGUUCUUGGGCCGUGAGUCACAUCCAGACCACCCCAAACUGGCACAUUUCGACAACCGAGUGCAGUACUGGCUGCCACACAUCAGAAGUCGCUUCGAGAACGGAGGCAUACUAAUUCAGACUUUCGACUAUGCUGGGGUGGCGCUGUGGCUUCCUCCUGGGGUUGAGAAGCCCGUGACUAGCUCUGCGGCCACCUCUGAAGGCGCUGCCGAGUAUAGGCGGAAAUUCGACGCUCUCAAAAAGAAGUACAUGGGCGAGCGAACCUACUGGUAUCUCAAUCUCAUUGCACGGUCGCCAGCUCGGCUAGAAAAAGCAGGCGCCGUUCGGAAUCUGGUGGAUCCUUUCCUGAAGAAGGCCCGGGAACAAAACGUUCCUGUCUGGCUAGAAGCGACUAACCAGCACGCAAGAGAAGUCUAUACCCAUUUGGGGUUUAAGACGGUCGAGUAUGUGAGAAUAGGCGAGGGAAUUGUCAACGCCGAGGGGUGGGCCCAGCCAGACGGAGAAGGCGUGCUGACGUACGGGAUGGUUGCUGGUCUCUAG